Messenger RNA from Benincasa hispida (wax gourd), 1102 nucleotides. RefSeq names its product alpha/beta-Hydrolases superfamily protein. Gene Ontology annotation, cellular component: chloroplast. The record is from RefSeq and is a predicted model, not a curated record. Gene Ontology annotation, molecular function: hydrolase activity, acting on ester bonds. NCBI's taxonomy places the organism in Eukaryota, Viridiplantae, Streptophyta, Magnoliopsida, Cucurbitales, Cucurbitaceae.
GAAAACACUGACACCUCUCUCAAAUUUCCCACUAGAUAGGGCGUUCUCUCUUUCUCUCUAAUGGAAUAACAUUCACUUGAGUUCUGCACGGAGCAAGCAAGCAAGCAUGGCAAUGGCGGUUUCGUUUUCACCUCUGCAUUUCAAGCCCUCGUUCUGCUCUUCUCUUCAUUCCCAGAUUUCCUGCUCCCUCCGCCCUGCCGUCAUCCUUCCUGGUUUGGGGAACAACUCCGGGGACUAUGAUAAAUUGAGGCUGCUUUUGAAAGAGCGCUACGGUGUUCCCGCUGUGGUUGUUAAGGUGUCGAGAAUUGACUGGCUGAGGAAUGCUGCUGGAUUGCUUGAUCCUAAUUACUGGCGCGGCACUCUUCGUCCUCGCCCUGUCCUCGAUUGGUAUCUGAAGAAAACAGAUGAGGCAAUCCAAGAAGCCAAGGAGUUCGCUCAAGGUGGGACUUUGUCCUUGAUCGGGCACUCAGCGGGCGGAUGGCUUGCACGAGUCUACAUGGAAGAAUUUGGUAUAUCUCAUAUUUCCAUGUUGCUGACUCUUGGAACCCCUCACCUGCCGCCUCCAAAAGGUGUGCCAGGAGUGAUUGAUCAGACGAGGGGGCUUCUGAAUUAUGUGGACAAAAAUUGCUCAAAAGCUGGUUACAAUCCCGAAUUGAAAUAUGUAUGUAUAGCAGGAAGGUACAUUCAAGGGGCUCGCUUGUUUGGUAACUCAGAUGCAAACACCAUUCUUGCAGCCGCUUCCAUCUCCAACAACCAACCAUCUCCUGAGUUAGCCAUCACAAACGACACAAGUAGCUCAACAGACACAACCAUGAUGACAUUGCGUGCUCGCUUUGUCGGGCAAGGAUACAAGCAGGUGUGUGGAGAGAGUGAGGUAUGGGGAGAUGGGGUGGUUCCAGAAGUGUCAGCUCAUUUGGAAGGAGCUAUCAACAUUAGCUUUGAUGGAGUCUAUCACUCCCCUGUUGGAUCUGAUGAUGAAUUGAGACCUUGGUAUGGUUCCCCUGCUAUUCUUGAUCAAUGGGUUCAUCAUCUUCUCCAUUAAUAAUGUUGUUUCUCUUACUCACUUUCAAAUUAAUAAUAUUCAAUUUUUUCUUUCUAUUCA